AUGGCCGCUGCCGCUGCAUCCGCAGAACUUGACCCGAGCAAUGGCUCAAAGAACACCCUCAAACUCGAAAAUACCGAAAAGCGAGACACCCUGAUCGCAAUCGAGAAGAAGUACCAGGCACAAUGGAAGGCCAACAAGGUCUUCGAGGUCGAUGCGCCCUCUUUCGAGGAAGCCCCCCAGGGCGCCAUGACCCCCAGCGAGCUCCGUGAGAAGUACCCCAAGUUCUUCGGUACCAUGGCCUACCCUUACAUGAACGGUACCCUCCACGCCGGACACACUUUCACUGCCAGUAAGGUUGAAUUCAUGACUGGAUUCGCUCGUAUGGAGGGCAAGCGCGCCCUCUUCCCUAUGGGUUUCCACUGCACCGGUAUGCCCAUCAAGGCCUGCGCCGAUAAGCUCGCCAACGAAGUGAAGAUGUUCGGUCAGAACUUUGAAGGAUAUAAGGAGGAAGAGGAGGCUGCCGCGGAGCCCGUUCCUGCCCCCACCCAGCAGGUCAACGCCCAGGCCGAGAAGUUCUCCGGCAAGAAGAGCAAGGCCGCCGCCAAGACCGUCAAGACCAAGUACCAAUUCCAGAUCAUGCUGGCAAUUGGUGUGCCUCUGGAUGAGAUUCACAAGUUCGCCGAUGCUGCCCAUUGGCUAGAACACUUCCCCCCUCUUGCUAUCCGUGACCUCGACAGCCUGGGUGCCCGUAUCGAUUGGCGCCGUCAGUUCGUCACCACCGAAGCCAACCCUUACUACGAUGCCUUUGUGCGCUGGCAGAUGAACCGUCUGUACGAGCUCGGCAAGAUCCAGUACGGUAGCCGUUACACUAUCUACUCCCCCAAGGACGGCCAACCUUGCAUGGACCACGACCGUACUGACGGUGAGGGUAUUGGUCCCCAGGAAUACUCCGCCAUCAAGCUUCAGGUUAAGGAGUGGUCUCCCCAACUGACUGAGCUUGUGAAGGGCAAGAUUGAGGAUGACGCCAAGGUGUACUUCGUUCCUGCUACUCUCCGUCCUGAGACUAUGUACGGCCAGACCAGCUGUUUCGUUGGCCCUAAGAUCAACUACGGUCUCUUCAAGCUGAGCGACAAGGAGUACAUUGUUGUUACCAAGCGUGCUGCCUGGAACAUGGCUUUCCAGGGCCACUUCUUCGGUGACAAGUUCGCCAAGAGCCAGGACGAACUCCCACAGGUCCUCGAAGCACCUGGUUCUGCCUUUGUCGGAACUCUGGUGAACGCCCCCCUGUCUUUCCACACUGAGGGUAUUCGCAUUCUUCCCAUGGAGACCGUCUCAGCCGCCAAGGGUACUGGUGUUGUUACUUCAGUCCCCUCUGACAGCCCUGACGAUUACGCCACUUUGAUGGAUUUGGCCAAGAAGGCCGAUUACUACGGCAUCAAGAAGGAGUGGGCUGAGCUGGAAAUCUUCCCCCUCAUUGAUACCCCCACCUACGGCAACCUGACCGCUCCUGCUCUGGUCAAGGAGCUGAAGAUUAACUCUCCCAAGGACGCCGUUCCCCUGGCCAAGGCCAAGGAGCUGGCCUACUCUGAAGGAUUCUACAAGGGAACUAUGCUGGUUGGCGAAUUCAAGGGCGAGGCCGUCAGCGACGCCAAGGACAAGGUUCGCCAGGCUCUUUACGCCAGUGGCGAUGCUUUCCCCUUCGCGGACCCCAUGGGCAAGGUUGUCAGCCGUAGUGGCGACGAGUGUGUCGUUGCCUACUUGGGCCAGUGGUUCCUGAACUACGGUGAGAACGAUGCCGAGUGGCAGUCAGAGACUCUCGGCCACGUUGUCAACAACCUCAACACCUACUCUGCCGAGUGCAAGAACGGAUUCGAGAAGAAUCUGUCAUGGCUGAACCGCUGGGCCUGCGCUCGCACUUACGGUCUUGGCUCCAAGCUGCCAUGGGACAAGCAGUUCCUGGUUGAGAGUUUGAGUGACAGUACCGUCUACAUGGCCUACUACACCAUUGCCCAUCUCCUUCACGGUGACCGGUACGGUAAGACCACUGGUUCCCUCAACGUGACCGCCGAGCAGAUGACCGAUGAAGUGUGGGACUACAUCUUCACCCGCCGGGAGAUCAGUGACGAGCUCAUCUCCAAGAGCGGUAUCAGCAAGGAAUCACUGCAGAAAAUGCGCCGUGAGUUCGAGUACUGGUACCCUCUCGAUGUCCGUGUUUCCGGCAAGGAUCUCAUCCAAAACCACUUGACCUUCUUCCUUUACAUCCACGUUGCUCUGUUCCCUAAGGAGUACUGGCCCCGUGGUGUCCGUGCCAACGGUCACUUGCUCCUCAACGGUGAGAAGAUGAGUAAGAGUACCGGUAACUUCCUGACUCUCAGGGAAUCCGUGCAAAAGCUGUCGUCCGAUGCGACCCGUAUCGGCCUGGCUGACUCAGGAGAUACAAUCCAAGACGCGAACUUCGACGAGGCCGUUGCCAACAGUAGCAUUCUCCGUCUUUACACCCUGAAGGAGUGGAUUGAAGAGGUCGCCAAGGACGAGACUCUCCGCACCGGCCCUGCUGACGCCUUCGCCGACAAGCUCUUCAGCAACGAGCUUAACAACCUCGUUCGCGAGACCCAGAAGCACUACCAAGACACUGACUUCAAGCUCGCCCUGAAGUCUGGUCUCUACGACUUCAUUAGCGCCCGUGACAGCUACCGUGAGGCUGUCACUGCCGCCGGUGUUGGCAUGCACCGUGAUGUCGUCCUGCGCUACAUUGAGCUUCAGGCCCUCAUCAUGUCGCCCAUCAUUCCCCACUGGGCUGAAUACAUUUGGCUCGAGGUCCUCAAGAAGCCCGAGACCAUUCACUUCGCUCGCUUCCCCGUUGUUCCCGAGCCUUCGGCCGAGCUGACCGCUGCCCAAAACUACGUCCGUGGCACUGCCAGCAACAUCAUGAGUUCCGAGGCCAACUUCGCCAAGAAGCUCUCCAAGGGCAAGGCCGCUGGCUUUGACCCCCGCAAGCCCAAGAAGCUUACUAUCUUCGUUGCCAAAAAGUUCCCCGCUUGGCAGGAGAAGUACAUUGACUUGGUGCGCGACGCCUUCGACUCCCUGAGUGUCUCCUUCAAUGACAAGGAUCUGAACGCCAAGGUCGGCAAGCUCGGUGAAAUGAAGAAGGCCAUGCCCUUCGUUCAGACCCUGAAGCGCCGCCUUGUAAAUGGUGGCGAGGCCCCUGAGAACGUCUUCGAGCGUAAGCUUCCCUUCGACGAGUUCGCCGUUCUGGGCGACAUGGUCAUUGGUCUCAAGCGCACUGCUGGCUUCAAGGAGAUCGAUGUCAUUGCUGUCGAUGAGGGUGGCAAGACUGGUGAGGUCGUCGGCUCUGGUGAGAAGCGUGAGGGUCUGUCCGCUGAGAAUGCGGUCCCUGGACAGCCCACCUUCCAGUUCACCAAUGUCGAGUAG
Molecule: messenger RNA, 3372 nt
Organism: Penicillium brevicompactum
Lineage: Eukaryota; Fungi; Ascomycota; Eurotiomycetes; Eurotiales; Aspergillaceae
Product: leucine--tRNA ligase CDC60
Exons: 3
Coding region: 1-3372 (1123 amino acids)
Biological process (GO): leucyl-tRNA aminoacylation
Molecular function (GO): ATP binding; leucine-tRNA ligase activity; aminoacyl-tRNA deacylase activity
Source: RefSeq, a predicted model, not a curated record